Aedes albopictus (Asian tiger mosquito) is the source of this 1700-nucleotide messenger RNA. RefSeq names its product carboxypeptidase B-like. The coding region runs from base 390 to 1694 and encodes 434 amino acids. NCBI's taxonomy places the organism in Eukaryota, Metazoa, Arthropoda, Insecta, Diptera, Culicidae. The transcript has 3 exons. The record is from RefSeq and is a predicted model, not a curated record. Gene Ontology annotation, molecular function: metallocarboxypeptidase activity; zinc ion binding. Gene Ontology annotation, biological process: proteolysis.
AAAAUACACCAUGAAUCUGGUUUUACGCUACUUUGUCAUUCACAUUAGAACCAUAAAUAUAUGGGCAAUAUGCGCCCACGUACCUAAUUAUCAAUCAUUAAUUAAUGUUCUUUUUUCUGCAGCAACGCUGAACAUUUUUAGCACAUCACCCACCAUGCCGAACAAUUACGUUCCAAGACGAAGCACGAAAGCGAUAUCUUAUUACUCACCUUCGGGAAGUCGGGAGACAGACAGAAUUCAUUCAUUCUAUCUAACAACAUUUAACUGCUAACGAAAACGGCUUUAAAAACCCCGUAAACCGGUUGGUUCACCGCUGAACUCCUCCGUUCUGGGCGAUCGUUUGUCGCUUGGUUUAUCAGUUCAACGCGUGUGUUCAAACCGCCCGGAAGAUGCAGCUUUUCGGUGCAGUGUUGUUGCUGAUAGCUCUAGCGUUCUCCGCGAUUUGCGAAGACGUGCUGUACAAAGGGUACAAACUAUACGAUGUACAAACGACCGCACGUGACCAAAUAGAACUGCUGCAAAGUGUGAGCCAUGAUUUAGAGCUGGAUUUUUGGAGCACACCUGCAGUUGGCAGAAAAUCAUCUGUGUUUGUAAAUCCAGGCAAAGAUGAGUUAUUCAGGACGUUUCUAAGCGAGCACAACGUUACUCAUCGACUUUCUUCGGAAGGCGUUCAAAGACUGAUCGAUCAUGAACGAGAUUUCAAUGAAAUUCGCAAUCGCAAACGUCGCAAUGUUAGCCAGAAUGAUACGAUUCCUAUUGUAAGCACGAAUGGAACAAGUUUUGAAUACUUCUGGUCAUUGAAUGAAAUCUACCAGUAUUUAGAUAUGCUGGCUAGAAAAUAUCCAAAUUUGGUGAAACUUUUUGGCUAUGGUAAGACUUACGAAAAUCGUUCAAUCAAAGUUAUAACCAUCAGCACUGCUGGGAAGGUGAAUGGAUCCCGUCCUAUCGUACUGGUUGACGGAGGCAUUCAUGCUCGAGAAUGGGCAUCCCAUAUGUCUGUCGUGUACUUGAUCUACCAGUUGGUUGAACGAUCUACCGAGAACAUGGAUCUAUUGAACAACACAGAUUGGGUGAUCAUGCCGGUGGUCAAUCCGGAUGGCUAUGAGUACACCCAAAAGGACCGUUUGUGGAGAAAAAACAGAUCUCCAAUCAAUGGUACGUCAUGCUUCGGAACGGAUUUGAAUAGAAACUUUCCCAUUGGAUGGACGAGCUUUGGAAGCAAAUGCUCAGUGGGGUAUGCUGGUCCUGCUCCUGCAUCGGAACUGGAGACACGAGCUUUGAUGAAGUUGAUGAGAAACUAUUCUAACGCUACGAAGGUCUACUUAACAGUGCAUUCAUGUGGAGACUUUAUCUUGUACCCUUUUGGAUAUAAAAACGAAGAAGCACCGAAUAAAAUGCAAUUACAAGCACUGGGAGAGGAAGCUGCCGCAGCUGUUAGGGCGAUCAAUGGUCCGAAGUAUUCUGUUGGAAGUUCAGCCGCUUUGCUUUAUCCGGCCAAUGGAAGUGACGAUUACAUUUAUGAGAAUUUAAAUGUUCAAUAUUCUUACACUUUGGAGCUUUCGUGUGGCAAUUCCAAUAACACUAGUAUAUUUAUCAUCAGUAUAGCAGAGAUGAAACGAAUCAACAGAGAGGCCUUUGAAAUGUUCAAGGUGUUCGGAAAAUUUGCGGGGACACAAAUAAAUGCUUCGUGCUAAUUAUCA